CUAGAUUUCUAUGGUGCCCCGGGAAUAUCGCGGCAGCUUUUCAACCCAUAACUCCGAUAUUCCCUUAGAUCCUGAAGUAUAUUUAUCAUUUUUAGACGUAUGUUGGAUUAUACAAAGUCUGAGCGAAGUAUCACGGAGAUGGCAAAGGUAUAAGUUGUGGAAAAGUCGUCCUAAACGUUGCACCGAUACUGCCCCCCUCCCACACUGAUUUUUGUUUUGGCAGUACUGUACUACUGUACUUGGAUUUUGGACGUUGAAAUAUCUCUGUAAAAAUCGGGAUGUCUGACAGGGUGAUGUCUGACGUGACGGCGGAGUCCAUUAAGGUGAUCGCGGAGUCUGUCGGGAUCGGACAGCUCCCUGACGAGGCGGCCGCUGCCCUGGCAGAAGACGCGACGUACCGGCUGAAACAAAUAACCCAGGAGGCGGUCAAGUUUAUGCAUCAUGGGAAGAGGAGGAAACUGUCAACAGCUGACUUUGACAAUGCUCUGAAACUGAAAAAUGUGGAACCUCUCUAUGGUUUCCACGCGGAAGAACACAUCCCGUUCCGUUUUGCGAGCGGUGGCGGACGUGAGCUGCACUUCUACGAGGAAAAGGAGGUGGAGCUUGGUGACAUCAUCAAUGCUCCCCUUCCCAGAAUUCCACUGGAUGUCAACUUGAAAGCCCACUGGUUAGCCAUUGAAGGAGUUCAGCCAUCCAUUCCUGAGAACCCUCCUCCAGUCCCCAAGGAGGACCAGCAUGCAGCUGACAGGCCACCCGGGGUCACCGCAAAGCCCCCUGGGAAGGAUGGGACCAAACCGGCUGGGAAGCCUGGCAAAGCUGAGGUCAAAGGUCUUCCAUCAGAGGUCGCAGGGGUCAAGUUGAAGCCAGUCUUAACUCAUGAACUAUCUGUAGAGCAGCAACUGUACUACAGAGAAAUUACAGAGGCCUGUGUGGGCUCAUGUGAAUCCAGAAGAGCAGAGGCGCUUCAGAGUCUGGCCACAGAUCCUGGCCUUCAUCAGAUGAUUCCCAGGUUCAGCACAUUUGUUUGUGAAGGGGUACGUGUGAAUGUGGUGCAGAGUAACCUGGCUCUGCUCAUCUAUCUGAUGAGGAUGGUCAAGGCACUGAUGGACAACACCACGCUACAUCUGGAGAAAUAUCUGCAUGAGGUGAUUCCAGCUGUAGCCACCUGCAUCCUGAGUAAACAGCUGUGUCAGCGGCCUGAUGUGGACAACCACUGGGCUCUGCGCGACUUCGCAGCUAGACUUAUGGGCAACAUGUGCAGAAAUUUCAGUUCCAACAUCAACAACAUCCAGUCACGUAUGACAAAGACUUACACAAAGAUUUUACAUGAUGAGCACAGUCAUCUGGCGACGAGAUAUGGGGCCUUGGCAGGACUAGCAGAAAUGGGGCAUGACGUGGUGAAGUCCCUCCUGAUCCCUAAGCUGAAGGAGGAAGGAGAGAAAGUGAAGACGUUGAUGGAAGGACCGGUGCACAACUCUGUGGAUAAGACUGCAGCAGAACACAUUCGGGCACUGCUGUUGAAACACUGUGCCCCAGUCUUAGCCAAGAUCCGACCUGGUCCAGACAACCAGGAACAGUACAAGACAGACUUUGGUUACCUGGGUCCACACCUGUGUGCACACGUGGUGAAGGCACGUCAACAACAACAACAACAACAGCUUCAAGCUACAACAACAACAGCAGCGGCCAGUGUUGUACAGAGACCAACCUUACAGAUACCACAGGGGCGUGCGUCCGCAGUCCUGAGCGCCAUGGCGGCACCCCGUACUCCAACCCCCCAGGCCACCACCCCCUCCGUCCUCACCAUCUCCCGACCCUCCACCCCUGCUAACCCCCCCUCUACCCCCACCACUCCAACCCCAGGUACCCCCAACCCUCAGACAAAAUACAUCAUUGUUUCAACAACAAAGGCGUCUACUUCUACUACUCUCCCUUCUACAAGUACCAUUUCUAGCAGUGGACUGGCUUCCAGUAGUUCGUCAGCUGCUUCUACGAUUGUGAAGUUCGUCUCCGCGGCCCAGGGAAGCGCGAGCGGGGGAAGCGAGCCACGAGUUCUCGCCCAGUUACCUUCCGGACAAAAAUACGUGGUGGUUUCGGUUCCGUCUUCCGGCCAGACCACCACGACAUCGCAGGGGAAGACACAAGCCGUGGUGGUGAUGAAAUCUGAGGGUCAGGGGUCACAGGGUCAAGGGUCAACUGUGGGGAUAACCUCUGCGGCGGGGACCCUGGCACAGUUAGCGACCAGUUCAAGUCAGGAGGGCACGAAAUCGUCGUCUGGAACCAUUUCCAAACCCAACUCUUAAUUUUUAUUAUCAACCUACAAGUGACACUGUAAAAAUUGUGCAAGUAUGAAACUGUUUAUUUUCUGUUAGGUCCAACAGAUUACGUCACUUACACUGACACUGUUUUCUGUCAUAAAACUGUUUUGCUUGUAUGAGGUACAUGUAUGAAAAGGGUUGACUUGAAGAAACAGUAUGACGAUUUUACAAUACGGAAUUCUGGUUGAUAUUUUGACAAUAUUUGGAGGUAUUAUUGUAUGCUUGGCAAUGCUAAGUUCUACAACACUCAUUAAUGUCAUAAGAAAGGAAUUCGUUUUCAAAUUUGCAUAAGGUAAGGUCUACUUAUCAAGCUCUCCCUACUUUUUACAGUUUAAUUUGCUUAUACAUACAUGUACAUGUAUUACAGUUAGUUAUCCAUGUACGUUAUAUAAAAGAUUAAGCAGCUGUGAUCUAACUAUUGAGGAAUAUACUUGUAUAUGAAUACCUAUAUGUGCAGUUGUGAGACCUUUGUCAUUUUUUCCAUUCAAACAAGGAACAGAUUAAGUAAGCUAUUUUGACCCUAUCCUAGCUUUCAAUUUUAGUACAUGCAUGUUUUGGUCCUUAAAAAUUUGUAUGUUUACCUCAGCUUCCUCUUCUCCAAACACAUAAGGUCAAUGACCUGAACCA
Messenger RNA from Branchiostoma belcheri (Belcher's lancelet), 2945 nucleotides. Its product is annotated as transcription initiation factor TFIID subunit 6-like. The coding region runs from base 279 to 2303 and encodes 674 amino acids. Lineage: Eukaryota; Metazoa; Chordata; Leptocardii; Amphioxiformes; Branchiostomatidae. Gene Ontology annotation, biological process: RNA polymerase II preinitiation complex assembly; transcription initiation at RNA polymerase II promoter. The transcript is spliced from 15 exons. Gene Ontology annotation, molecular function: protein heterodimerization activity; transcription coactivator activity; RNA polymerase II general transcription initiation factor activity. The record is from RefSeq and is a predicted model, not a curated record. Gene Ontology annotation, cellular component: SAGA complex; SLIK (SAGA-like) complex; transcription factor TFIID complex.